Molecule: messenger RNA, 6434 nt
Organism: Nycticebus coucang (slow loris)
Lineage: Eukaryota; Metazoa; Chordata; Mammalia; Primates; Lorisidae
Gene: VPS41
Product: VPS41 subunit of HOPS complex
Exons: 29
Coding region: 23-2587 (854 amino acids)
Biological process (GO): macroautophagy; endosomal vesicle fusion; vesicle-mediated transport
Cellular component (GO): HOPS complex; late endosome
Molecular function (GO): protein binding
Source: RefSeq, a predicted model, not a curated record
CAUGUGACUCGCCGGCCGCAUCAUGGCGGAAGCGGAGGAGCAGGAAAUGGGGUCUCUUGAAGAAUCUACAGAUGAGUCUGAGGAGGAGGAGAGUGAGGAGGAGCCCAAGCUGAAGUAUGAACGGCUUUCCAAUGGGGUGACGGAGAUCCUUCAGAAGGACGCAGCCAGCUGUAUGACAGUCCAUGACAAGUUUUUGGCUCUGGGCACACAUUAUGGCAAGGUUUAUUUACUUGAUGUGCAGGGGAACAUCACUCAGAAGUUUGAUGUAAGUCCUGUGAAGAUAAAUCAGAUUAGCCUGGAUGAAAGCGGAGAACACAUGGGCGUCUGUUCAGAGGAUGGCAAGGUGCAGGUAUUUGGACUAUAUUCUGGAGAAGAAUUUCAUGAGACAUUUGACUGUCCCAUUAAAAUCAUUGCUGUACACCCACAUUUUGUGAGAUCCAGUUGCAAGCAGUUUGUGACUGGAGGGAAGAAGUUGUUGCUGUUUGAACGGUCUUGGAUGAAUAGAUGGAAGUCUUCUGUUCUGCAUGAAGGGGAAGGGAACAUAAGGAGCGUGAAGUGGAGAGGCCAUCUGAUUGCUUGGGCCAAUAACAUGGGUGUGAAGAUUUUUGACAUCACCUCGAAGCAGAGGAUCACCAAUGUGCCCCGGGAUGAUAUAAGUCUCCGCCCAGACAUGUAUCCCUGCAGCCUCUGCUGGAAGGACACUGUGACACUGAUCAUCGGCUGGGGUACUUCCGUCAAGAUAUGUUCAGUGAAGGAACGGCAUGCCGGUGAGAUGAGAGAUCUGCCAAGUCGUUACGUUGAAAUAGUGUCUCAGUUUGAAACUGAAUUCUACAUCAGUGGACUUGCACCUCUGUGUGAUCAGCUUGUUGUACUUUCCUACGUCAAAGAGAUUUCAGAAAAAACGGAACGAGAAUACUGUGCCAGGCCAAGACUGGACAUCAUCCAGCCCCUUUCCGAGACUUGUGAAGAGAUCUCUUCUGAUGCUUUGACAGUCAGAGGCUUUCAGGAGAACGAAUGUAGAGAUUAUCGCUUAGAAUACUCAGAAGGGGAAUCACUCUUUUACAUUGUGAGUCCAAGAGACGUUGUAGUGGCUAAGGAACGAGACCAAGAUGAUCACAUUGACUGGCUCCUGGAAAAGAAGAAAUAUGAAGAAGCUUUGAUGGCAGCUGCAAUUAGUCAGAGGAACAUUAAAAGACAUAAGAUUCUGGAUAUUGGCCUGGCAUAUAUAAACCACCUGAUGGAGAGAGGAGAUUAUGAUAUAGCAGCACGCAAAUGCCAGAAAAUUCUUGGAAAAAAUGCAGCACUCUGGGAAUAUGAAGUUUAUAAAUUUAAAGAAAUUGGACAACUUAAGGCUAUCAGUCCUUAUUUGCCAAGAGGGGAUCCAGUGCUGAAACCUCUCAUCUAUGAAAUGAUCUUACAUGAAUUUUUGGAAAGUGAUUAUGAGGGUUUUGCCACGUUGAUCCAUGAAUGGCCUGGGGAUCUGUAUAACAAUUCAGUAAUAGUUCAAGCAGUUCGGGAUCACCUGAAGAAAGACAGUCAGAAUAAGACUUUGCUUAAAACCCUGGCAGACUUGUACACCUAUGACAAAAACUAUGGCAACGCACUGGAGAUAUACUUAACAUUAAGACAUAAAGACGUUUUCCAGUUGAUUCACAAGCAUAAUCUUUUCAGUUCUAUCAAGGAUAAAAUUGUUUUAUUAAUGGAUUUUGAUUCAGAGAAAGCUGUGGACAUGCUUUUGGACAAUGAAGAUAAAAUUUCAAUUAAAAAGGUAGUAGAAGAGUUAGAAGACAGGCCAGAGUUGCAACACGUGUACUUGCAUAAGCUUUUCAAGAGAGACCAUCAUAAGGGGCAGCGCUACCAUGAGAAACAGAUCAGUCUUUAUGCGGAAUACGAUCGCCCAAAUUUGCUUCCCUUUCUCCGAGAUAGCACCCACUGCCCUCUUGAAAAGGCCCUUGAGAUCUGUCAGCAGAGAAACUUUGUAGAAGAGACUGUUUAUCUUCUGAGCCGAAUGGGUAAUAGCCGAAGCGCCCUGAAGAUGAUUAUGGAGGAAUUACAUGAUGUGGAUAAAGCAAUUGAAUUUGCCAAGGAGCAAGAUGAUGGAGAACUCUGGGAAGAUUUGAUUUUAUAUUCCAUCGACAAACCACCAUUUAUCACUGGCUUGUUAAACAAUAUUGGCACACACGUUGACCCAAUUCUAUUAAUUCAUCGUAUUAAGGAAGGAAUGGAGAUUCCUAAUUUGAGAGAUUCCUUGGUUAAAAUUCUACAGGACUACAAUUUGCAGAUUCUGCUUCGUGAAGGCUGCAAGAAGAUUCUCGUAGCUGACUCUUUGUCCUUACUGAAGAAAAUGCACCGGACUCAAAUGAAAGGAGUUCUAGUUGAUGAGGAGAAUAUCUGUGAGUCGUGUCUUUCCCCUACUCUUCCGUCAGAUGCAGCUCAGCCCUUCAGCGUGGUGGUCUUCCACUGCCGACACAUGUUCCACAAGGAGUGCCUGCCCGUGCCCAGCAUGAAUUCCGCUGCACAAUUCUGCAACAUCUGCAGCGCCAAGAACCGCGGACCAGGAAGUGCAAUUUUGGAGAUGAAAAAAUAGCUCGUUUCUGCUUGUCGGAUUCGUCCUCACCACUGUUUUUGGACUGUUUCUGCAACAACAGAAGUGUUUGAUACCACUGCUGUUAAGGGAUGUUUAUGUUGGGCUCAAAACAUUUCCCUCUCCUAUGUCUGCCUACUAGAGAUUUCUCUUUGCAGUUGGUAACAAAGUUGGGGCUCUCCCCAGGCCUUUGAAAUAUUAUGGGUAGUCAAUUAUUUUGCCAUUUAUUUGUUUGUUUACUAUUCUUUAUAUACUAAGUGGAAUUGUAAGUCUAGGAGUUUAAAAUGAAUUUUUUAGACAUUAGUAAAACUAUUCAACAAUAAAGUGGGCUAUUAAAAAUUGUUCUGACUGCUGAAGAACAGCUGCAAUCAUCCUGCUAGGUCCUACCCACAGCGUGGACCUUGUUUCCAGAUGUUCUGCUGGCACCCAGACUCCCAUUCAGGAUUCGACUUUUUUUUUUUUUUUGCAGUUUUUGGCCGGGUCUGGGUUUGACCCCUUUGGCAUAUGGGGCCGGCGCCCUACUCCUUUGAGCCACAGGCGCCGCCCAGGAUUCGACAUUUUUUUAUAUGUCAUUAACUAUGGUGAUCUUCUUAAUAGGCAUUUAAUGAACCAUUGUACAAAUUGUCACUCAUUUGGUGACACCUGGCUGUUUUCCUGCACCUUUGUGUUUACUGACCACAUGACAUGUUCUGUGUACCCUGGACUAGCAGAGUGCCUGGUCCCAGCAGGUACUCGGUGUUUGUUGACUGAAUAAAGGUUAGCUCUUCUUGUUGUGAAAGACUCACUUUUACUAGGUGAACAGUUACAGUCAGGAGUUCCGGCGCCCUUGGGAGAGAAGACAGUGUUAGCACCUUAGAGUCUGGGGGCUUGUGGUAGGUCUUAAUAGCAGGAAGGAAACAAGUGGCCCUGUGAAACCUGAGGGGGAUUCUCAGGAGAAAUGGGGCUGCCUAAUACCAAAAGAUAGACACAAUGAUGUUUCCUUAAAGGAAACAUCCUUCCUUGGAGCUUCCUUUGCCCUUGUAAACAGAGCUUGUCAUGGAGGGAGAAAAUUCAGUAUCUAAAGUUACUGGCUUAUCAACGUGAGGAUGUGUGGCCAUCCUCUAACAGAUAUGAAAGUGUGAAAAACACGUCCUCACUGUUCCUGUUCACUUAGUGCCAUAAAUGGAGUCAGUACAGCCUCCCGCCUCUGUCUUUUGGAGGAGGAUGGGAUGUUGGUGUGUACUGAGCACGCGCCAACUCCCAAAUAUGCCCAGCUGUUCCCACGAGCAAGGUCUCAUUUAAUUGUGAUGGCGUCCCCAGGAAGGAGUUCUGAUGUCCCUUGGCUUACAGAUGAAGAAACCAAAAUAUAGACGUGUUGUUAGGGUCACAGACGUAAAGCUUCCAGUCAAAACUAAGCUAUUAGUAGUUAAGUUUGGGAGAAGUCAAACAUCAUCUGUAGAUUUUUGACUAGGGCAGGGGACAGACAGUGCCACUAACUCUCAUGUUGUUUGAGGGUGAAGUAUAUUUUAAUGUUACAAAGUUAAACAUUGAUUCAGCAGUUAGUAUGUGUCAGGCACCGAGCUAAGCACUUUGCAUACGUCAUCUCAUUGAGUUGUCAUACAGGCCUAUGAAGUAGACAUGCUUACAUCAUCAUCAUUUUGCUGAUGAAGAAAGUAAAGCACAUAAUGGGUAAGUACUUGUCUGCGGUCAGAUAGCCGGUUAAGGAAUGCACAGCUGAAGGUUCAAGUCCACUCCGUCUGCCUUCAGAGUAAUUGAUGUUAACCACUGCAUAUUUGAUCCUGGUUUUUUGUUGUUGUUGUUGUUGUUUUACGUGCUUAUUUAAUCUGUUUUGGUCAGUGUGUGAAAAGCAAAGUCCACUCUUGGAACAGAAAGGAAUUGAUUACAAAGUAGCACAUGGCCUGUGGACUCACUGAUGGGGCUAGGGGAACAAUAAGGAGAGCUCCAAGGAGCUAUUCACAAAGUUGCCCCCUAGAACUGGGCUGCCCGGGGAGUCCGCACCCCACCUCUGUCAGAGAACCAGCCCCUCACGACAGUGCAAGUCAUCAUUUCUAAGUAAACAUCGGGUAAGUAAAAAUACACACAUUUCUCGGUUUCUUUUAAAGCUCUUCGUAACAUGAAGGCACAUUAUGUGUAUACGCGUGUGUGGGAGACAUUUCUGCGUGCUACACAUUACAUCUGCUCGUCCUAGUUUCUGCUGUCAGGGCUUGGGCUAUGAAAACUCUGCUAAACCAUACUUUUCACUUCUCAUUUCAAUACUCUUAGCCAAACACCAAUUUAUAAAAUCCAGGAGAAAUGCUUUCCUCUUUCCUCACGUGAAGCAGAUGUUGGGGUGAUUCGGGUCACUAUAAUCUUAAUAGUAAAGACAAGAUAGGAGAGAGGAGAAGCCCAGCCUGCGAGGUGGGGCCCCUGGGGUUAGACACUCUCCAGGCUUUUCUUUGCAUUUACCGAGAAUGAUAGAUCGGAAAUGACAACGUAGUCAUACCAUGUCCCUUCUCUAGUCCUGUGGGAGCCUUUGUGCCCCACGUGUGAAAGGACUUGUGGUCUUGGCUCGGCCUAAGCACCCCGGGCCUUUGACUUUGCAGCCUCCUCUUGUUUGCUGCCUCACUGCGGCUGCUGUGAAUUUCUUGGCAGUUCCCGUCACCUUCAUACUGCUGCCGUCCUUUAUCCUCCCAUGCUCUGCUCAGAUGUGACCGCCUCAGACUGCUGGAAGACCACGCACUUGUCUUCACACAGCACCCAGAGCUCCAUCUGCCUUACCAGGCUGUACCGCAGCUGUCUGUACACAAGCACCGUCUUAGACCACAAACUCUCCUCCGCAAAAGGAGGAAGUUGAAGCUUCUUUUGAGUUCACAUUUUACCAGUAGCAUAAAUGUAACUUAGUUCAUGGGAAACUUGGAUAAAUCGGGCUUUUCUCUUUCAGUCUAGGCACCCCCUUCUAUCCUGGGUUGCCUCUAAGUCUGGGGCUUGUGGGGACGGUCUCAUUGUACCCAGUAUCAAUGAGAAAGAGGCAUGUGGUCCUCAGUGGACCUCUGUCCAUGCUGGUGUUGGGUGAAAUGCCACCAUCCCCACCAGCCUCCCAGCUUCUGCAGCCGCUGCUGGUGUCUCUGAGAUGACUGUGUUCACAGCUGACUCUGGCUCAGUCCUUGUACUAGCCUCGGCCGCACUUCUGUGGAGACUGAGAGAAUUUGCACACACACUGCCUUACGGCCCUGGUGCUAUGGGAAAUUCAGACUUUGCCAACCAAGUUGGUCUUUACUGCUUCUUCACCAUGCUCAAAGGGGGAGUUGGGUGGCAGAAGUUGGAGAAAGUGAGCAAUUGGUUUGCAAGGAUUGCCACCUCUCCAAAAGGCAGGAAGUGGGACACCUUGUGUCCUCAAAGCUCCAAAGCCAUCUCCCCACCCGAGGACUCAGACCAGAAUACAGGGCAGGGUUCCCUUCCCUCUCAGCUCUCUUCUCCCUCAGCCCGCUUCCUCCCCCCCCUCCUCCUCCUCCUCCACUCCAGUCCAGUGGAAUGUUUCUUUGGGACAGUGGAACUUGCUCUUAAAUAUUCUGUAUUGUUUUUGCUGUAAACCUUGGGUUUUGCUACUCAGAAGGCUGAGGCUCCUGCAAGCUAUUGACUCUAAAUUUUUAAGAAUCUAUUUUGGAACUUACAAAGUUUGCUUUUUCUUCUUUGCAGUUAUUAUCCCCAACCUCAGCCUCCUAAACAAGGGAGGGGCAGAAAGCGCAAAGGGAAGAAAGAACCGGCCUGGGCUGCUCCGUCAGUGUCGUCACUGUGGACCAUGAGCUCCGCAGCCCAGAGGAGCAUGACACACGCGAGGCACUUGCAAAUGUUUGUGGAAUGAAUAAAUAAA